AGAGGGACCGUGGGGGUCCAACGGGGUGGAUCCGAGCGGGAUCGGGCCUAGAGGGACCGUGAUCAGGACCGGGACUGAGCGGGGCCGGUGCUGACCGCUAUGGAUCCGCUGCGGGCUCAGCAGCUGGCGGCCGAACUGGAGGUUGAGAUGAUGGCCGACAUGUACAAUCGGAUGACCCAGGCGUGCCACCGCAAGUGCGUCCCCCCCCACUACAAGGAGUCGGAGCUGUCCAAAGGGGAAUGCGUGUGCCUGGACCGCUGUGUGGCCAAGUACCUGGAGGUGCACGAGCGGAUGGGCAAGAAGCUGACGGAGCUGUCGCUGCAGGAUGAGGAGCUGCUCAAGCGAAUGCAGCAGGGCACCGGCACUGCCUGAACCCCCAUCCCGCACCCCAAUAAACCUGGGGCAUCCGCUGUGCUCUCCUCGCC
Molecule: messenger RNA, 425 nt
Organism: Cinclus cinclus
Lineage: Eukaryota; Metazoa; Chordata; Aves; Passeriformes; Cinclidae
Gene: TIMM10
Product: translocase of inner mitochondrial membrane 10
Exons: 2
Coding region: 100-372 (90 amino acids)
Biological process (GO): protein insertion into mitochondrial inner membrane
Cellular component (GO): mitochondrial inner membrane
Source: RefSeq, a predicted model, not a curated record